Messenger RNA from Mirounga angustirostris (Northern elephant seal), 1198 nucleotides. RefSeq names its product transmembrane emp24 domain-containing protein 11. Gene Ontology annotation, cellular component: endoplasmic reticulum; COPII-coated ER to Golgi transport vesicle; endoplasmic reticulum-Golgi intermediate compartment. Bases 1 to 648 code for a protein of 215 amino acids. The record is from RefSeq and is a predicted model, not a curated record. NCBI's taxonomy places the organism in Eukaryota, Metazoa, Chordata, Mammalia, Carnivora, Phocidae. The transcript has 5 exons. Gene Ontology annotation, biological process: intracellular protein transport; Golgi organization; endoplasmic reticulum to Golgi vesicle-mediated transport.
AUGCAAACGUUAACAUUUGUCUUAAGUUUUCAUUUUUCACUUUCAACUGCUUUUUAUUUCCAUGUAGGGGAACGAGAGGAGAAAUGCAUCAUGGAAGACAUUCCAAGAGACACACUGAUAACAGUGACUUUCAAGAUACAGCAAUGGGACAUACGCAGACAAGAUUUCCUUGAAUCUGCUCCUGGCUUGGGAAUGUUUGUGACUGUUAGAACUUACAAUGAUGAGGUAUUAUUGUCCAAGUUAUAUGGCCCACAAGGAAGGUUCUAUUUUACUUCACAUUCACCUGGCGAACACAUCAUUUGCUUGGAAUCUAAUUCUACGAGGCUUGUGUCGUUUGGUGGGAGUAAGCUGCGGAUCCACUUAGAGGUUCGAGUUGGACGACAUAACCUUGAUGCAGCCAUUGCUCAAGCGAAGGACAAAGUUAAUGAAGUUAGCUUUAAGCUGGAACAUCUAAUUGAGCAAAUCGAGCAAAUAGUCAAAGAACAGAACUAUCAAAGGGACCGUGAAGAAAAUUUUCGAAUGAUCAGUGAAGAUACAAAUAGCAAUGUUUUAUGGUGGGCUUUUGCACAAACAUUAUUCUUUAUCUCAAUCGGAAUUUUCCAAAUGAAAUACCUUAAAGACUUCUUUAUAGCUAAGAAACUCGUUUAAAAUGUUAAUAAAGACAAACAACUACCUGCUAAUUUACAUAAUGUUUGAGUUAACCAAUCAAAAUACAUUCAUAACCAUGCACUGCUUUUAUCAUUUCAAAGAUAAUUAGAGAUUGAAAUAAUGUUACACUGAUAAAAUAUUACUUUAACUAUGUAGCCUUUGAGCUUGAUUGAAUAAGCACAUCAUCCAGUUCUUAUUUUAGCUUGGUGUAGAUCAGCACCGUCCCAUAGAAAUAAAAUGUAAGCUACAUAUGUAAAUGUUACGUUUUCUGCUUGCCACAUUAAAAAGGUUUUUUUUAGAAGGGUAAAAUUAACCCUAGUGAUCUGUAUUUAACCCAAAACACCAAAAAUAUUACCAUCUUAAUUCGUAAACAGUAAGGUUCCUGAGAUAGUUCAUGUUGCUUUUCCGAUACGAAGUCUGAGAACCCCAAGCAUGUGCUAUACUCAAAGCACAGGUCAGUUUGGCCCAGCGCAUUUCAAGGGCCCAGUGGUCACAUGACAUUCACAGCUAGGACACUGGACAAAGGGAGAACACCCUUUCCCCACCACUG